Messenger RNA from Macroventuria anomochaeta, 711 nucleotides. RefSeq lists its product as uncharacterized. NCBI's taxonomy places the organism in Eukaryota, Fungi, Ascomycota, Dothideomycetes, Pleosporales, Didymellaceae. The record is from RefSeq and is a predicted model, not a curated record. Gene Ontology annotation, molecular function: carbohydrate:proton symporter activity. The transcript has 3 exons. Gene Ontology annotation, biological process: carbohydrate transport; transmembrane transport. The coding region runs from base 1 to 711 and encodes 236 amino acids. Gene Ontology annotation, cellular component: membrane.
AUGGUGCCGGCGUAUGCGUCGGAGGCGAGUCCGUUGGCGAUGAGGAGUGUGAACACGAGUUAUGCCAAUCUGUGUUUUGUUACAGGGCAGUUGCUAGGAAAUGGGGUUACGGCUGCGACGCAGCAUAUGAACAGUUACUGGACUUAUUCGAUUCCGUUCUCGCUGCAGUGGUUCUGGUUGUUGGUUGUUUUGGCGGGGAUGUGGUUUGCGCCCGAGUCGCUUGCGAGGUUGUCGAGCCAGAAGGUCAACGUCAAGGCUUCAGUGGCGCAGAUUGUAGAGACUGAUACGCUGGAGAGGGAUAUGGAGGCUGGAAGCAUUUUGGAUUUCGUACCAACACAAGGAGCUGUAUGGGCAAAGUCCGCUAUGCUGUUGGUCUGUAACUCGAUCUACAAUUGCAGCGUCGGUCUUAUGGCUUCCGCCAUCUUCUGUGAAGUCAGCGCAAUACGAGUGCGUUCCAAGACAAUCGCAGUAGCUACCGCAGUGCAAACUCUGGUCGGCAUCAUCAUGACUGUUGCCAUUCUUUGCCUCAUCCGGAAUGAUGAGGCAAACUUAGGAGGGAAGUUGAGCUUCUUCUUUGACGGUCUUUCUGUACCAUGUCUGAUCUGGUGGUUUUUGCGAGUACCAGAGAUGAAUGGCCGAACCUAUGAAGAGCUAAACAUCAUAUUCGAAAGGAACGUGAAGACGAGGCAGUUCAAGGGUUAUCAGAUCUGA